AUGGGUGCCAACGACGCCCCUGCUUCCACCUACCGGUAUGACGAAAAGCCCGUCUACACCACCUCCAAUGGCGCCCCCGUCAACAACCCUUCGGGGUGGCAGCGUCCCGGUCCCAUGGGGCCGCUCCUGCUUCAGGACUUCCACUUGAUUGACCAGCUGGCGCACUUUGACCGCGAGCGCAUCCCCGAGCGAGUAGUCCACGCCAAGGGUGCUGGUGCUUACGGUGAAUUCGAGGUGACCCACGAUGUCACUGACAUCACGUCCAUCGACAUGUUCAGCAAGGUCGGAAAGAAGACCAAGUGCGUUACUCGCUUCUCUACCGUCGGCGGCGAGAAGGGCUCGCCCGACUCCGCCCGUGAUCCUCGAGGCUUCUCCGUCAAGUUCUACACCGAGGAGGGCAACUGGGACUGGGUCUACAACAACACGCCCAUCUUCUUCCUGCGAGACCCCACCAACUUCCCCCUCUUCAUCCACACCCAGAAGCGCAACCCGCAGACCAACCUCAAGGAUGCCACCAUGUUCUGGGACUACCUCUCCACUCACCAGGAGGCCAUCCACCAGGUCAUGCACCUCUUCUCCGACCGCGGCACGCCCUACUCUUACCGCCACAUGAACGGCUACUCUGGGCACACCCACAAGUGGACCAAGCCCGACGGCUCCUUUGUGUACACCCAGGUCCACCUCAAGACGGACCAGGGAAACAAGACGUUCACGAAUGAGGAGGCCGGCAAGCUGGCUUCCGAGAACCCCGACUGGCACACCCAGGAUCUCUUCGAGUCCAUCCAGAAGGGCGACUAUCCCAGCUGGACCGUCUAUGUCCAGGUCCUGACCCCCGAGCAGGCCGAGAAGUUCCGCUGGAACAUCUUCGACUUGACCAAGGUCUGGCCGCAGAAGGAGGUUCCUCUGAGGCCCGUCGGCAAGCUUACCCUCAACAAGAAUGUUGAGAACUACUUUGCCGAGAUCGAGCAGGUCGCCUUCUCGCCCUCGCACCUGGUCCCUGGCGUUGAGCCUUCGGCAGACCCCGUCCUGCAGUCGCGCCUGUUCUCGUAUCCCGACACCCACCGCCACCGUCUGGGCACAAACUAUCAGCAGAUUCCUGUCAACGCCCCGCUGCACCCCUUCAACCCCUACCAGCGGGACGGCGCCAUGGUCGUCAAUGGAAACUACGGUGCCAACCCGAACUACCCCAGCUCCUACAGGCCGCUCACCUACAAGACCGCCCCUCCCGUGAACACCCAUGAGCAGUGGUCUGGCUCCGCGGUUCACGCGCUCUUCCAGGAGAUCAACGACGACGACUACGUCCAGGCCAAGGGGCUCUGGGAUGUUCUCGGCCGAACCUCUGGCCAGCAAGACAACUUUGUUGGCAAUGUGGCCGGCCACCUGAGCGCCGCUCACCAGGACACGCGGAACCGGACGUAUGACAUGUUCUCGCGUGUCGAUGCUGGUCUUGGGAAGGCUAUCAAGGAGCAGACUGAAAAGCAGGUCAAGUAA
Purpureocillium lilacinum is the source of this 1491-nucleotide messenger RNA. Its product is annotated as peroxisomal catalase A. NCBI's taxonomy places the organism in Eukaryota, Fungi, Ascomycota, Sordariomycetes, Hypocreales, Ophiocordycipitaceae. Gene Ontology annotation, cellular component: peroxisome; mitochondrion; cytoplasm. Gene Ontology annotation, molecular function: heme binding; catalase activity. Gene Ontology annotation, biological process: response to hydrogen peroxide; hydrogen peroxide catabolic process. The record is from RefSeq and is a predicted model, not a curated record.